This is a messenger RNA of Heterostelium album PN500, 954 nucleotides long. RefSeq lists its product as uncharacterized. NCBI's taxonomy places the organism in Eukaryota, Evosea, Eumycetozoa, Acytosteliales, Acytosteliaceae. The record is from RefSeq and is a predicted model, not a curated record. The coding region runs from base 1 to 954 and encodes 317 amino acids. The transcript has a single exon.
AUGAUAAGAUCAUUAAUAUCAAAACAAUCAACAAUAAGAUGUUGUUUAAAUAAUAGUCAUAGUAGUAGUAGCGUAUUUAGAUUUUCAAAUUUUAAUAAUGUUUUAAUAAAUAAUAAUAUUAUCUACAACAACAAUACUAUUAUAAAGAAUUACGAUAGUUUAUCUUUUAUCAAUAAAAGAUCAUAUUGUAAAAAGACUACCACAGAGAAUAUUGAUAUUUCUAAAAAAGUAGAAGAACAACAACCACAACAACAACCAAAUGAAAUAUUAGUAGAUUUAAAUAAACAACAAGAACAACCACAACAAACAACAGAGAAUAAAGAAAUUAAAGAAGGAGAACAACAACAACAAAAAGAACAAGAUAACAACAAUAACAAUGAGAAUAAAGAAGGUGAUGAACAGCAACAACAAGAACAACAAGGUGAAAAGAGAAAAGAAAGAACAUUCAAAGAAAAGUUGAUUUCCAAAUUAAAGUGGGGUUCAUUUUUCACGGUGUUGGGCGGUACCAUUACAUUCUUGUUCUACGAAUCACACUUGCGAUCAUCGCUUCCCUAUCGUAUGGCAAUGAGAGCUGUCAACGCUAGCGAUGAAACUCUAAAGUUGUUCGGUGGCAAGAUUCAACCGUUGUCUUGGACACAGUGUUUCGAACGACCGAUCAAGGGAUACGUCACCAUCAAGGAGGGUGGCACCGACUGCGAGGCAUACCUCGCCAUUCCGAUCGACAGAUACGUACCGCAGCCACUCAAAGAGGGCGAAGUACUCGUUGAGCUGCCCGAGGAGGAAGCACUCAAAGGUUUCGACGGUGGUGCACAACAAGGAUACAUAUACGCCACAUUCAUAAAGAGAUCAUCGUGGUUCUUUGAUUGGAAAAUUCACACUCUUGUAGUAGAUACCGACAACGAUCACUCGAUAACCGUAAUCGACAAGACAAUCUACAUGCCAAGUUUUAAAUGA